This is a messenger RNA of Homarus americanus (American lobster), 1513 nucleotides long. Its product is annotated as UPF0193 protein EVG1 homolog. The record is from RefSeq and is a predicted model, not a curated record. NCBI's taxonomy places the organism in Eukaryota, Metazoa, Arthropoda, Malacostraca, Decapoda, Nephropidae.
AGUAUGGCCCUGGAUCCAAGGAGAGGUGCCAGGAGCUAAUGGCUUAUGGUAAAGAGGGUGCCACCUUGCAUCCUACUCCUGGCAGGAAGGUCCAGAAACAGGCCCAUCACCUUCACACUGACCGCUUCACUGAACUGGUGGGUGAGAUGGAGGAACGUGUGCGGUGGCUAGAGGCCAUGGAAGCAGUUGGGGCUGGAGAUAAGUACCGACAUCUCAUAACAACUCAGCUCGCUCUCAAGCUGCGGGAUCUGGAACUUAUUGACCAGGAACGUGCUAGGGAUCUUGGUAGAGCCAUAAGACAAAAAAUGGCAACUUAUAAAGCACAAGAAUAAUAUUCAUUCACUGAAAAGAUUGCCCUGUACCUAUGCUCUGAAAAUUAAACUUGUUGACAGUAACAUUUACAUAAACCCCAUUCAAAAGAUUUGACAUUGAAUUUAUUUCCUAGUAGCAUGACAUUGAAUCUAUUUCCUAGUAGCAUGACAUUGAAUCUAUUUCCUAGUAGCAUGACAUGAUUUCAUUAGUCAAUAAGACCAUUUAGUAAUACAGUACUGAAUGUAGGGCUUCAGACAUGAUGAACAUUUCUCACAAUAAACUGUUUGACCUUAAGCUCUGAAGCUUAGGAACUAUAAUUUUAUCUAAAACUCUGUAGAUUUGGAACUAAGUAUGAGAUGAGUGUAGGUUAAUAUUACACAAGCAAGUAAACAAUAGAUAAUGGAUUGUAAUCACUAAGUUGUAAAUUGCAGAAAAACAGAUGUGAUAGUUUAUCAACACAACUACUCUAGUAGGUAACUUGAAGGUACAGUAAUAUGUGGUAUUUAUAUUUUGUUCAAAUUUCAGCUUUAUUGUAGAACUUCAUUACAAUAUCAUCUGUAAAAAUUAAAUAAAUUAAUUUACUGUACUGCAUGAUCAUAUCAAACUUUUCUGAGUACUGUACCUGAGACCCAUUCUAAACUAAAUGAGGUGCUGAAGCCACACAUGACUUGAGUUUGAGGACCUUUGCAGAUUAUCCACUUUUGUGGUAAUAAGAUCCCUACUCACAUUCAUCAAUCAUACUUAAGUACACAAGUUUUAUUAUCUGCAACCAACAAAUGGGUCCUAAAAUUUGUGUUAUCUUGCUAUUUUAGUACUAACACUACUGUACAAUUUAUAUUUUCAUGUAGAUAUUAAUCACUAAUAAUAUCAUUUGCCUGUAAUUAAUAUGUUCACUUGUUAACUGCCUCUCAGCUUCCAGGCUAUAAAGUAGCCAGAGAGCAGAUUAUGUAUCUUCAAGCCUGGGAGGCUGCAACUAAUACAGGUAUGACAUGCAACCAGACAACACCAGCAUAAGGCUAAGAUAUUAAUCCAAAGUGUGAAUACAGUACAUUAUACAGUACAGGAAAGGAUGAGAAAAUAAACAGACUUUGACUUUAAUACAAGACUUGUGAAUUUAUUGUACUGCACUGUACUGGGGUAUGUUAAAAUAAGUUUCUUUGAUGUAUAAUCUUUUGUAUGUUCUAUAAACUUUAAUUGAUAA